AUGGGUUCAAUUCCUCCGCUUAUCGAUCCUCUAUCUUCUUCCCUACUCUGUUCUACAACCACUUCCGUCCCCGCCACCGCCUUCUUCCAUCGUCAUAUGUCGUGUCUAACCUCAUCUCCUCCAGUGCUCGACGCUAGGCUUCCUACUCCUUACCUCCUUACAGAUCCUCGCAGACCAUCGCUCAUCGUCGCUGCAUCUACCACUUUGAUGUCCAAUUAUGUGCAGGGUAUCGGAGCCACCAAAAAUGGGAAAGUAGCAGAUCCAGGCUUUCGAGGCCAUGCUCCAGCUAAGUUAGGAAAGAACCUCCGGGGUGAAGAAUCAGUUAUAUUAGUGGAAGACUUAAUGGCACCAGCUGUAAUAUAUGUAAAACAAGUGCUUGAUAUCGUAAGCAAGGAGAGUAAUAAGGGAAUAAAAGGAAUUGCACACACAAGGCUUGGUGCUCUUGUUUACAACGACUCUUUUUCGGUUCCCCGUGUUUCUAAAUGGAUCCAAAAGGCUGGAGGGAUUGAAGAUGGUGAAAUGAAGGGGACUUUUAGUAUGGGAAUUGGAAUGGUUUUGGUUGUUAGUAAAGAGGUUUCUGAUAGGGUAGUUAAAGAAUGUGAGAUGGUGUAUCAUAUUGGUGACGUCUUUUAA
Molecule: messenger RNA, 633 nt
Organism: Lactuca saligna
Lineage: Eukaryota; Viridiplantae; Streptophyta; Magnoliopsida; Asterales; Asteraceae
Source: the annotation of a GenBank genome assembly